GUUCAAAAGCAGGAAAGCAACAGGAGAUUGAAGUGGAGAGGAGGAGAGAGAAAGAGAAGAAGGUGCGCCAAAAGGGGAACCCCCAACCCCAUGUACAGAAUAACUUCCUUAUCAGUCUUCUCUUUUCUCUUUCUUCUCACUCUAUUCACAAAACUGCAAGAAAAGCAUAGAAAUUUACAAAAAUAAAAUAAAAAGAAAGAGUGAAAGCAAGAAAAUUUAAGAUGCCUAGACCAGGUCCAAGACCUUAUGAGUGCGUUAGAAGAGCUUGGCACUGUGAUAGACACCGACCCAUUAGAGGUUCUAUCAUUCAACAAAUUUUCAGAGUUGUCACUGAAGCUCAUAGUUCUAUUACUAGAAAGAACAGAGAAUGGCAAGAGAAGUUGCCUCGUGUUGUGUUAAAAGCUGAGGAAAUUAUGUAUUCUAAAGCUAAUUCUGAGGCUGAGUAUAUGGAUCCUGAGACACUUUGGGAGCGCCUUAAUGAUGCUGUUGAUACUAUAAUUAGAAGAGAUGAAAGUACUGAAAGUGGUCAAUUUCUUCAGCCUUGUAUUGAAGCUGCCCUUGUUCUGGGAUGUCAUCCUGUUAGAGCAUCACGUAGCCAGCGGAACAGUAAUCCGAGGAGUUAUCUCAACCCGAGAUUUCAAGAACCUUCUCCAGCAGCUCCAGCAGUUCCCGAUGGCCCCAACUAUCAUCAACCACCCUCUCAACCACCAAACCUCUCAGGGAGUCCGUUGAGCAUUUCGAGAUCAGCAAUGGGAAACCAGGCUAGUACAUCUCCGCUUUCUAGCAGCCAAAUGGUGCCCAACACUAGCUACAUUGCUACUCGCACCAGCCCUUAUUCCCAACCCAACUUUCCUAGACCUAUGCACUCCGCGCCUGUUGAAUCGAACUCCUUGCUGAACUUUGGCUCUAUUUAUCCUUUGUAUUAUGGUAGUCAAUUCCAGAAUCCAGAACCCCAGUUUGGGUUCUGUUCACCUCAAAACUCAAAUCCUAGGAAUGUGAUUGUCGGCACACCAGUAGGUUGGCAUGGAACACAGCCUCCUUGUUUUGCCAGCACGAGGAAUCUGCUACCUAAUGAAAAUGUGGAAACUGCAGCAGACAAGUACAGGCGAGUAAACUUAGUUGCCAACCAUGGAAAGGCAGCUGAAAUAGACUGCGAUUUAUCUUUACGAUUGGGUCCUUCCGAGCAAGGUAUAAGUGUGGAAAAAGGUCUUGGUCGUCUCACCAGUGAUGGUGGUUCAAGUAGUCAGCAAGAGAAUAGCAAGUACUCUUUAGGUGCUAAGAAUCCUGAGUUCUGUUUCUUCCCUAGGCACAGUGGCAACGAUCCCUCUGAACCCUGUGACAACAGACAGGAACAGGACAAUCAGGUUCUAGAUAGACAUGCAAUUCUGAGGAAGCGUAAAGCCCCAGAUGAUCUUGAGUUAGAAGCUGGCGGUUCUCAAUGGCUCCCGGCGCCACAACCCAGCCAAUUUCAUGUUCAAUAUAGAUGGCCAGGAGGAAAAGGGAAAUCCCAUUCACAAAAUCUAGAACUUCAGUGUUGUGAAUGGACUCUUUCUUUUCAUGAAGAACCCACAUCUCAUGCACAUUUUUGCAGAAGCCAUUCCACAAAUGAAGCUAGCUUUCGUUUGCUCUAAGGAAUGCAACCAGGUGAUUGCGGUUGUGAUUGUAAGAUGUGAAGAAUUAGUUCGCUGAAGCGUUUUCCCUGGACGUGGUUCUGCAAUAAACAGAGAAGCAACUGUGGAGCUUGCAUUCAGCAUAACCUAAUUCGUUUUUUCUCUGUUCAACCUAGGAUUAUGUACCUCCACCCCUACACCCACGUCCCACGGCCCCAAAAAAGGGAGAAAAAAAACGGGCUCUACGCAUUUUGCAGCUGGAAUUUGUAAUGUGAUGAUUGUGCGCCUUACUCUAGGGGUUUGCAAUUUCUUAGAAUCAGCCCAUCCAGUAUUAGGUCACAUAUGUUAAUUGGUGAUUGAGGAGGGAGAGCUUGAUGCGCAUUUGUCAUGUGAGGGUCAUGUACUUGUGAUUUAUGCAGCUAAAGAGGCGUGGAGGACAAAGGAAUGGUUGGAGUUAUCCUUUCUAUUUAGUAUCAAAAUACUUGAUUCUAGUAAAAUCUCUUGCGCAAGAAGGUUGGCUAGCUGGACUUAUUGCCGAAAAAAAAGGGUCGUUUUGAAACAAAAAAGCUGCCCCACCCCAGCAGGCGGGUUGUUUACUCUGUCGUCACCGGGGAGGUCUUGGCAAAGUAUGCUUGGACAGGCGGCUAAAAUUUGGUGUAGUUGUUGAGGUCAGUUUCUGGAAAUUUCUAUUUGAUUCGUUUGUUGCAGUGACGAAUGAGAAUUGACAAUAUAAUACAGUUUUCUGUCUAGGUUUUGUUCCCCUGCCUGCGGGAAUAAAUGAGUGAAUAAGCUGCUGUCCCCGGUGAAGUUUGAAUAUUUGUCUUUGCCAACUUAACCUAGACUUUGGUUUUUGCAUUAGACGCCGGUAUUUGUCCAAGUGUUUGACUCGUAAAAUUUAUGAAAAAUUCCGUGAUUUUUGCCCAAGACGAGUUUCAAAUUGUACAUACGCAAUUCAAAGUAGCGAGGAUCCGACACAGGUGCCUGACGUAAAUAAAGUCUCUCAGUAACAUGAUAGCUGAAGACAACUCUCUCAAGUGUGAGACAGGAUCACCAGUUGCUGCAUGGCCCGAAGUGUAUCUACUUGUAGAGGUGGGCUCUCUUGCUGAACAAAAGGAGAUUUCUGCAGCACACUAUUUGUUGAUUGAUGACAUACUAACAUGUUAUUUCCACAUGGAUUUCAAUUAACCCUAUGGUUAUCUCUGACAUACAUAGGACUACUAGGUGCUAGGUCAUUGAUAGCUAUAUAAAAUUUGAAUCUAAUAGCUAUAGAAUGUACUGUUUAGUGGCCCAUAAUGACUGUAUCACUGUAUGGUUUAAGUAUGUUUCUAAAAGACCAAAACAUAACUUAUCCAGGUUCAUAGAAGUAUUUGUUUGAAUUUUCAACUUUGUUUUCUUGUUGCUUUCA
Beta vulgaris subsp. vulgaris (sugar beet) is the source of this 3015-nucleotide messenger RNA. RefSeq lists its product as hypothetical. Gene Ontology annotation, molecular function: transcription coregulator activity. Gene Ontology annotation, biological process: regulation of DNA-templated transcription. The transcript is spliced from 6 exons. Lineage: Eukaryota; Viridiplantae; Streptophyta; Magnoliopsida; Caryophyllales; Amaranthaceae. Bases 222 to 1631 code for a protein of 469 amino acids. The record is from RefSeq and is a predicted model, not a curated record.